Messenger RNA from Hyaloperonospora brassicae, 288 nucleotides. The record is from the annotation of a GenBank genome assembly. Lineage: Eukaryota; Oomycota; Peronosporomycetes; Peronosporales; Peronosporaceae.
AUGGACGCGGGUAAAUCUGGAGAAGUGGAAUCAAUCGUCGGAGGAAGCUGCUACGGAGAAACGUUCGCCGAGAGUAAGCCAGAAUACUGGGGCGAAGUUGUCGGCGACGACGAGCUGGCAGCAGACCUAGACUUCACAGAUGACGGCGUGAACACCACUGGGUACGAUGGCGAGAAGAUCAACGACGAAGAGAAAUUAAUGAAAGGGCGAAGGGGAUCAGGCGAAGACCCGGACGCUCCCCACGACAGCGCUGGAAUAUACAUCAAAGAAGAAGUGCUGGAUUCUUGA